AAAGUCGUGGCAGCAUACAUCCAGCCUACUAAAGCGUUGCAUCCAGCACGAUCAUGAAGAUCUGUGUAAAGCUGUGAUAGAUCUUGGCGUUAAAACAGGCAUUGUAGGCGACACGCUACACGUGCGCCACCGUAAUAUCCCUUGAACAUGACGUAGGCACAGCUGCAUUUCACUAUUCCCAGCUGUGGACCCUUCAGGGCAUUUAUAUGGAAAUAAUACAAGAACAUUUUAACACAAAAAGCACAACACAAGCCGAAACCGAAAACUGCGAAAGCCAACAUUAGAAUGGGCGACAACAAGCAGCAACCUAUCCCUGACCGCGAGAUCAAACAAAAUGCCGGAGUUUCAGCCAGCAUGGCGCUGCAGGCGGCGCAGAAAGCAUGGGAUUUGAGGCAGGCAGCCAAUGCUGCAGGUGAUCCAGAUGCCCGAGAGGACAUUCUCGCCAAAGCCAUCAACAAAGAGAUUGAAGCAGAGUCCUUUGGCAAGGCAGCCAAAUACACGCAAUCUGGUGCGUUUCAAGGGCUUGCUGCUGGCGCAGGACUAGGUGUACAACCUGGAGUGACCCUUGGAAAGGUUACUGGAGCGAUUGUAGGAGGCACAGUGUCCACGAUCACUGGUCUGCUCGGUGGUGGCAUUGGUUCAGUGUACGGCGCCUUGAAUGGGCCAAUGUGGGAUCUUGGACAGAUGGCCAGUCAUGGAGUUCGAGGUGUUGUGGGCGACUUUCCCAAUUGGAAGUCUACGCCGUCGCAGAAGAAGGCUUUGGAAAAGAUGGUCAUGCAAUCGAAGGAGACACAGGCGCCAAGCAAAGAAGAGUUGGAGCACAUGAAGAACGAUAUGCCAGAUGAUAUGCCGCAAUCGUGGUCGCAAUCAGUGCAGGACAUGACGAGUUGGAGACCUUCAAUACCGUCUAUGCCCAAGAUGCCGAAUAUGCCAUCGAUGUCUCAAGCUGGCACUGCUGUAGGCUUAGGAGGGUUGGGCGCUUCACUUGGGCUAGGAGGGGGCAAAGACAAUGGCCAGGAACAACAGGCUCAGCCAGCUGCGAGACAAGCAUCGCAGCAGGAUGGGCAUGCUAACAAACCACCUGCGUCGACGCAAGGAGAACGAAGAAAGCCGAGGAAGCUGACACUGAAGUCUGACAGUGCGAACUCGAGUUCAGGAUCAAACCCCAAGCGGGCGCCGCGAAAGCUCGAAUCGCGCAAGGCUGCUGCGUAG
Macroventuria anomochaeta is the source of this 1212-nucleotide messenger RNA. RefSeq lists its product as uncharacterized. The coding region runs from base 286 to 1212 and encodes 308 amino acids. The transcript is spliced from 2 exons. The record is from RefSeq and is a predicted model, not a curated record. NCBI's taxonomy places the organism in Eukaryota, Fungi, Ascomycota, Dothideomycetes, Pleosporales, Didymellaceae.